Esox lucius (northern pike) is the source of this 2174-nucleotide messenger RNA. RefSeq names its product PRELI domain containing 1a (gene prelid1a). The transcript is spliced from 6 exons. The record is from RefSeq and is a predicted model, not a curated record. NCBI's taxonomy places the organism in Eukaryota, Metazoa, Chordata, Actinopteri, Esociformes, Esocidae. The coding region runs from base 178 to 813 and encodes 211 amino acids. Gene Ontology annotation, molecular function: phosphatidic acid transfer activity. Gene Ontology annotation, cellular component: mitochondrial intermembrane space. Gene Ontology annotation, biological process: phospholipid transport.
UCGGGAUCGCAGUGACAGACAUACAGUCAUUGGUCCGCACCUAACCAAUCUGGCAUGUAGCUGGAAGGUAUAGUCUUCCGAGAAGUAGUGGUAGAAAAUGCACAUAUAUCCGUCGUAAAUGUUAUUGCCAUAGAGGUAUUUGCCAAGGCAACGAAGAUAAUCUUUUUUCUGGGAACAAUGGUGAAAUACUUUGCUUGCGUGGGGCUUCUGAGAAGUUCUUGGGACCAAGUCUGCAUGGCUUUCUGGCAGCGAUACCCCAAUCCCUACAGUAACCAUGUUCUGACGGAGGACAUCAUUUUCCGGGAGGUAACCCAUGGUAACUGUCUGGUCUCACGACGACUGCUGACCAAAACAAACCGUGCCCCUCGCUGGAUGGAGAAGUACCUACCUGUUACUAUGGCGAGACUAGCUUACAUCAUUGAGGAUUCCAUUGUGGAUCCCCAGGCCCGAACAAUGACCACGCUCACAUGGAACAUCAGCCACGCACGCAUGAUGUCGGUUGAGGAGCGUUGUGAGUACAGAAUGAACCCUGAUAACCCUAGCUGGACGGAGAUUAACAGGGAAGCUUGGAUCUCAUCCAACCUUUAUGGGCUCUCCAGAGCUGUACAGGAGUUUGGAUUGGCCCGUUUCAAGACCAGUGUUACAAAGACCAUGAAAGGUUUUGAAUAUGUCCUGGCCAAAAUGCAAGGUGAGACCCCAUCCAGGACACUGGCGGAGCAUGCCACAGAUAGGGCCAGGGAGACUGCACUGGCAGCUAAAGAGAAGGCCAAAGACCUGGCCUCACAGGCUCAGAAGAAACAGCAGUUUGUCUGAUCUAGCGCUGGUACUGACGGAACGUUUAUUUCCUACCCUAUUCCCCAAGGGCCUUGUCCAAAGUACUGUCCUAUAAAGGAAUUAGGGUAUAAUUCAGCACAUGUAUUGUUUCAAAUACUAUAAAAUAAUGUUUGAUUCUAGAGCUGGGAUUGGUUGAGAUUGUCUUGCGCAAGCGAUAGAAAAUGGCUUUGGGUCGGAUCUUAACAACACCCCGAAAUGUUCACAUGCAGGUCGUCUGUGGUGUAGCGAUAAUAAUUAUAUACCAUUUAGGAGACCCUUUAAAGUGAAGCCUUUGGAUCCCCGCAGUCCAAAGGGGAUCCAAGCACCAUGCUUCACCAAACGAGCUGCACAAGAUCUCAGCCUAGCCUGUCUUUCACAUGCAAGAGACUGGGUCAUGCCUCCACAAAGGACUAAGGGGUUCCAGUUAUGUUUACACCUGGCUGGUUUAGCGACAUACAUGAAUAGUUUCAGUUCCAAUACUACAUUCCUACUGAAGCUACGGCCUAGCAAGUCAGAUCUUCCACUGGUACGUGGUCUGGGGUCCAGUUGGCAUGUUCUCCACUAAUGAUUAAGAUUAGGAUUUGAGGUAGUGCCACCGCUCCCUACCAUUUCCUCCUUUUAAGGGUCUGUGUCCCAACCACACCAUUUUCCCUAUAUAGCACCCUCUUCAGGUAUGUUUUAACUUAGACUAAUUGUCCCUUGACCAAAGUAGUGCACUACAUUGUGACGUGGGUGCUAUUUGGGAUGCAGGCCCCGUCUGUGCCCAUUUGUGUGGUCUUUUAACCUCCUGUGUCUUUUCUAAGUCUUUUUCAUUACAGUCAACAAGGUUUCCGAAAGUAUUCACCCCGCCUGUGAUUCCUUUGCUAGGUCUAGUGGUUCUCGGUAGAGGAUGACGUUUUACAUGUUGAUUUACUUUUGUCUCGGGCUUGUUUGUUCAUCGCUUAAUCAAAUGUUUUGUUUCUGCUAGCGAGACCAUUUUCUAACCUAAAUCAGCUAAAUCUAAAAUAUAAUGUACACUUAAUCUUGUUUCAUCACACUGGCAUUUUAUAUUUGAUUUAUAAUAUUUCAUUGCUUCAAAUUGAAGUUAUUACCAGAGUGAGGAGUCCGUUAUUUGCAGUCGUUGUUUGAAAGAGAUUGUUCUGGACUAGAGCCCUGGUCAAUUUUCUUGCCAUUGGGAAAAAACAGGAUUUCUGUGGAUAUUAGUGUUUGUAUGUAUGUUUGAAGAAAUGUAAUUUAAGUCAAAUCAAACCUUUAAGCUAAAAUGCUACAUUUUACUUUAACAGUCAGUACAAAUUAUGAAUGUGAUUUUUGAGCAGCAGUACCGGCUUGUUGAUGAAGAUCAAUAAAUAUUUUCUACUGGA